This is a messenger RNA of Leptomonas pyrrhocoris, 3319 nucleotides long. Its product is annotated as putative coatomer beta subunit. Gene Ontology annotation, biological process: intracellular protein transport; intra-Golgi vesicle-mediated transport; endoplasmic reticulum to Golgi vesicle-mediated transport. NCBI's taxonomy places the organism in Eukaryota, Euglenozoa, Kinetoplastea, Trypanosomatida, Trypanosomatidae. The coding region runs from base 305 to 3319 and encodes 1004 amino acids. Gene Ontology annotation, molecular function: structural molecule activity. The record is from RefSeq and is a predicted model, not a curated record. The transcript has a single exon. Gene Ontology annotation, cellular component: cytoplasm; COPI vesicle coat.
GCGCAACACGCAACCACACUCACGCUCCGUAGUAACCGGUGUUGACUGGAUCCAUCCCCAACAAGCAAACAAACAUAUAUAUAUAUACAUAUAUAUAUCUUCUCAGGUGCAUAUAUAUCUAUAUAGUGUAGACGUAUUGAUCUGGCAACGCCGUUUUCUUCAAAGGAACACGCUUGAAGGCUCGAUACCAAAUUGUUCUUAUCUUUUCUGUUUCAUUUUGCAGAUACCGAAAUAACCGCGCGCGUCUCACCAUUCUACUGUAGUAGGGAUCUUUCUUUCUCUUUUAUUUUUUCCUGCCCCAAUCAUGUCCGCCGACGUCGUUGUGUCAAGUCAGGAGGAAAGCAGCACCCUGCUGGUCGGUUUGGACAAAGCAGUCGGUGCGCUGUCGUCGAAGGAGAUCAAGGAUGCGCUGGAGAAGGGCGACAUGCGCGCCCGCGCAGAGGCGUUAAAGGCGGUUAUUCGCCUUCACGUCAAUGGCGAGCCACAAAACCACCUCAUCAUGACUGUGAUUCGCUACAUCACUCCCAUCGACGACCACCUCAUCAAGAAGCUUGUGCUCUACUUCUGGGAGGUCAUUGACAAGCGUGACGCUAACGGACUGCUGCCCGUCAUCAUCCUCAUCUGCAGCUUUCUGCGGAACGACCUGCUGCACCCCAACGAGUACGUGCGCGGCCUCACGCUGCGCUUCCUGUGCAAGGUGAACGAGGUUGAGCUGAUCGAGCCUCUCGUCUCGGCCGUCGUGCAGAACCUGUCGCACAAGGUCGCCUACGUGCGCCGCAACGCGAUGCUGGCGGUGCACUACAUCUAUCAAAAGUUCCCGAAGCUGCUGCCCGACGCCCCGGAGCUGGUCGAGAACGCCAUCCGCCAGGAGUCCGACGUGCCGACCUGCCGCAACGGGCUCGACUUCCUCGCCGCCUUCGCCCCCGAGCGGGCCGCGAGCUACCUCAGCGACUUCCGCGACUCACACAACCUCGCCAGCGUGGAGGGGCCCUUUCUCAUGUCCGUCGUGGACUUCUGUCAGCAGAUGAUCCGCGCGAACCCGUACGAGAAAGCGCGCUACGUCCCGGUGCUCCUCUCGGUGCUGCAGAGCAAGAGCGCAGCCGUGCGCUUCCAGUGCGCCACCACGCUGCUCAGCCUCUCCUCGUCGCCCACCGCCAUCCGCCAGGCAACACUGACCUACGUCGACCUCAUCAAGUCGCACUCCGACAACAGCGUACGCCUGAUUGUCGUGGAGCAGCUGAACCAGAUGCGCGGGCCGUACCUGCACGUGCUGCAGGACUCACUGCUGGACAUUUUAAGCGUCCUGCAGGACGGCACCAUGACCAUCCGUGAGCGCGUCAUCGAGCUCGCCGUGGAGCUUGUGACGCGGCGCAACGCGGAAACCUUUAUGCAGGCCAUGCGAAAAGAGCUGCUGCGUGCGAGCCGCAUGGAUUCGGAGGUGGAGGACAACAACGUGGCAACGGCGUACCGCCUGUUGAUCAUCAAGGCCAUGAACACCGCCUUGCUGCGUCACCCGCCCUCGGCGCCGUCCACAUUGCCGGUCCUGCUCGACUACGUGUGCGACUCCUCUAGCACCAGCAAGGAGGUCAUCACCCUCAUUAAGGAGGUGCUGCUGUCGCAGCCGGAACUGCGCCGCGACACGCUGCGCAAACUCACUGACGUUUUUCCGAUGAUGACGUCCAGCGCUGUCAUGCGCACCACGCUGUGGAUGUUUGGCGCCUACACCGCCACGACGGAGGACGUCGUGCAGGCCUUCGAGACGCUGAAGAACGCCGUGCUGCCGCUGCCGUUUGUGGUGCCGAAGGUGGCCGUGCUGGAUGCGGCAAACCUGACCGCCGCCGCGGCAGCGAACAACAAUAAGAUCAACAGCAGCAGCAGCGCCAGCGCGCAGCCGAACCUGCGAGCCGUGACGACCGUCCGCGAGGAUGGCACCUACGUCACGACCUUCACUACAGAGUCGGCCUCGCCUGCACCAACGACAACGACGGAGAACGACUCCGAUGCGACGGUGAACGCCGACGUCGGUGCGAGUGGGCUGCGUCAGGCACUGCUGAAAGGCGACUACUUCCUCGCGGCGGCCCUCGCCAGCACGCUCACGAAACUCGUGGUGCAGCUCUUCGCCUCUGCAGACGCGUCGGCCACGGUCGACUCGGCGACACGCAACACAGCCCAGUCCGAUGCGCUGGCGAUUCUGCGCGAGGUGCUGCGCUACGGCACCGCGGUGGACACCGCCUACCCGGUCGACUCCGACACCCACGAGCACUUGCGCCUCAACAUCUCCCUCCUCUCAAACCCGCAGUCGGCGUUUAUGGUGGAUGUCCUGCAGGCCUCCACCGGUGCCCUCGCUCGUGCGGAGCAGCGGGGGGUGCGAGUCGGGGCGGGCAGCCCGGAGGCGGCGAAGGGCGGGGUGCGGCUGAACUCCAUCGACGCCCCGGUUAUCUUCUCCCAGCUGAGCGAGGGCAAGGACGCCGUGUUUGAGCUCGAAGCCACCGCCGACGCCGCCGGACCUGGGCCGAAGGAGGAGACGAGCGAGCGCAAGGCGGAGCGCUUCUUGAAGAAACUGGAGGACACGACGCCGCUCUCCGGCUUCAACGACCCGGUCUACUGCGAGGCCAGCAUUACGGUGAAUCAGUUUGAUGUGGCGGUGGACUGGCAGCUGGUGAACUGCACCUCGCAGCAGCUGUCGAAUCUCACCAUUGAGCUGGUGUCCCUCGGCGGCAUGAAGCUGUGCGAGCGGCCGCAGACGUACACCCUCAACCCGCACGAGACACUCGCCGUGCGCACCUCGCUGAAGGUGAGUGCGACGGAGACCGGCGUGAUCUACGGCACAGUUCUCUACGACGCGCCGAACAAUCAGCGCUGCAGCUUCAUCUUGAACGACAUCCACGUGGACAUUAUGAACUACAUCCACCCCGGCCCGUGCUCCGCGGCGGAGUUUCGCGAGAAGUGGGGCAUCUUCGACUGGGAGAACAAAAUUGCCGUGUCCACGACGAAGCGUGAUCUGUCGAGCUUUGUGCGGUACAUCGUGAAGGAGUUGAACAUGGAGCUGCUGGAGCCGUACGAGGUGGAGCAGCAGGAGACGCACGACCCGGAGCUGGAGCAGCUGCCUACCUCGGACGAAGAGGAGCGGUGCGGCUACGUCUCGUGCAACCUCUACGCCCAGACCGCCUUUGGCGAAGACGCGUUGGCGAACGUGAGCGUGGAGAGCGACGGAAAGGGCCUCGUGAGCGGCGUCAUUCGUAUUCGCUCCAACACGCAGACGAUCGCCUACGGCAUUGGUGAGAAGCUGAACAUGCUCCAGAAAUCAGGUAGGCUGUAA